AUGCAGUACGUUCAGCUUACAAUCGAGCUCAUCACCAAGGCCUUCGAGACAUUUUCUUCUAAGAAGGGAGUGGAGUUUACCAAGAAAGAUGCAAAUAAGAUCUUUAAGGCGCUUGAUGGGGAUAAGGAAGUGGAGAGAUACUACUUUUGUGGAGCAAAGUGCGUCAAGUCCAAGCGUAAAUGCAUGAAGGAAGUUGACGAUGAAGGCAUGCAUUGUUAUGUCCACGAUCCUGCGCGCAAGUAUGAUGGUGAUACGUCUGAUGAUGGUGAUACGUCUGAUGAUGCUGGCUCUGACGAUGAUUCCCCUGAUGAUAAAGACUCUGAUGAUGGCAAGUCCAAUAACAGACCUAAUGUAGAAUCUGGAGAUGAUACCUCUAAGGAUAACCCUGAUGAAAAACUAUCUCAUAAAAAAUCAGAGAAAGACAUAGCACGUGCGAAGGACAGAGGAUGGAUGAUUCAUCCUAAUAACGACAUGCUUGAGUAUGCAACUAAGUUUACGAUGAAUGGCAAGUACAUUGUCAGGCUAUCUGGAAAGAAUACAUACGUUGGCCUGUUUACGCUUGAUGCUCUGCGCGGUGUCGGUGAUGUUCCAGAGUUGGAUAUCUUGGAACGCUCCAUGCUUAGCAAGAUGAAACUUCAACCAUUGUCUGAUGAAGAGAGAAAGACGCUUUUCAACGAGGAGAUCGAAGUAGAAGAAGAAGUACCAGUAGAAGGACCAACAGAUAAAUCCAAGGUGAUAUGGAAAAAACUUAACAAGUACUUGGAAUAUUCCGAGAAUGUACUUGUAAAUGGAAUGCACAUUCUCAAGAUGCGCAAAAAAGACACUGUAAUCGGCUUGAUGACUGAUGACCAUAUUGCUGCAGAGAAUGUAGAGUGUCAUUCUCUUAGCCAGAAGGAAAAAGAGAAGUUGUUUGCUAUGGGAUUUAAACCGCAUGAGCAUAAGCAAAGCUUGCCACAGAAAGAUGAGAGCACAUGUGAGGAUGAUAAAGAUGCUGAGGGCGAUAAAGAUGCUGAGGAUGACAAAGAUGCGGUGGGUGAUAAAGAUGCUGAAGAUGACAAAGAUGCUGAGGGUGAUAACGAUGCUGAGGAUGACAAAGAUGCUGAGGGUGAUAACGAUGCUGAAGAUGAUAAAGAUGCUGAGGAUGAUAAAGAUGCUGAGGAUGUUAUGUGGAAAAGAAGCAUGAAUAUGCAACCAACUACCUUUUCGACGGAUGUCAUCUGCUCAAGAGGGGCCGCUAUGGAGAUCGACACCCUCCAUGUUGCUAUCAACAACCUCUCCGCACAAGUCAGCUACCUUUCGCGCCGAUCCGGCUACAACCACAGCCAGCACAACACCAAACCCUUUAUCUACAACCCCAAUACCCACUACAAACCCGGCGGUCCUCUUCCUCCCAAGCUAUCACAAGAAGAGAAAGACUACCUCUACAAGAAUGGUGGCUGCUACAAGUGCCGUAAACUUGGCCACCUUGGGCCCGAUUGCAGGACUUUUCCUUCGACUUCACGCCCGGCACGACAGUUCAACAAUAUCGAGGUUGCCGACACCCCAACCCCUCAACAGGCUACUUCCCAGGCUCAGUCGGGAAAAGCCAACAGCAACUAG
Messenger RNA from Linnemannia hyalina, 1599 nucleotides. The record is from the annotation of a GenBank genome assembly. NCBI's taxonomy places the organism in Eukaryota, Fungi, Mortierellomycota, Mortierellomycetes, Mortierellales, Mortierellaceae.